Molecule: messenger RNA, 3745 nt
Organism: Cuculus canorus (common cuckoo)
Lineage: Eukaryota; Metazoa; Chordata; Aves; Cuculiformes; Cuculidae
Product: nascent polypeptide-associated complex subunit alpha, muscle-specific form-like
Exons: 9
Coding region: 341-3682 (1113 amino acids)
Source: RefSeq, a predicted model, not a curated record
GUCAGGGUGAGGCUGGGGAGAAGAGGGGGAAUGGGACCGAGGGAAGAGAGCAGAGAGACCCCCGGGAGCUGUGGGACACCGGGGAGGAGGGCGACCUCUGGAAGCAGGGGAACCCCAGGGGCAGGAGGGACCCCCAAGCCCUGCUGCCCCCCAAGCAGGGCGCUGUCGAGGUUCAGUGCCCAGGAAGCCACACCGGCCCCGCGGCUCCUAGCAGGCAGAGCGGGCACUGCCGGCACGUGGAGCGCGGGGCGGGUGGGCUGCGUUGCCUUGCUUGGGCAAAGGCAAGUGGAUUCAGCUGGGUUUGGGUCCUUCUGGAAUAUCUCCUUUAGAGGCUCUGCCCAUGGAAACAAGGGGUGCCGUGGAGCCCCCAGACCCGCACGGGGGCCGUAGGCACGGUGCUCGUGGCUGGUGCCCAAUGCCCAUCACCGGCUCGCGAUGCCCGACUCUGGCGCAUGGUGCUGACCCGUGUGCCCGGUGCCGGACGCCGGUGCGCGCUGCUCUCCCCUCUCCCCGCAGUGAUCGUGGAGUGCUGUGCGCAGCUCUGCCCUGCGCUCGGCACAGGCUCCACGCCAGGCACCGCCGUGCCGGAGCACGACCAGACAGGUACCGUACGCGGGUUGGGGCGUCGUGCUCGCCUCCCCUCGGCUGUGGCACCGCGUGCCGGCCACAUGCAUCGACGCCACGCUGGGCUGCAGCGGUGCUGGCCGUGGCUCAGCCCUGCUCAGCAUCCCCUACUUCUGCCCUUCCCGCAGACCCCGAGAGAGGCGCUGGCACCAGGCGGGCACCGGAGGCGGAGCUGCUGCCCUUCCCCAGCACUGCCGAGCCCCCCAAAACCCAGGGCAGCCCCCAGGCGGGUGGGGAGGGGACACGGCCCCCGGUGCGCGAUGGAGCUGCCACUGAGCACCUGGAGCCCCUGCUUCCCGAAGGCUCCCCGGAGCAGGCAGCUGCGGGUGGUGAGCGCCCAUCUCCAUCCCCUGCGCCCCUGGAGCCGGGCACAGCUGCAUCAGCCCCUGUGACGGACCCCGUGGGCAGCGCGGUGGCACUAGGUGCCACAACCCUGCCGGGGACCCCCUCGCAUUCACCGUCCCCCACGGCAGCGCCUGCCUUUGCUGGGGGGCGGCGGGUGUCACCCAGCGCCCCGCCAGGGUGCAGCCCCGCGGGGACGGGGCUUGCGCAGAGACUGGGAGGCUCACACGGCCCCUCGACCCCAGAGCCGGGGGCUGGGGACGGCCUGGGUGCCACCGUCACGGUGGGUGACAGCGGUGUGGGGACUCGCCUGAGUAUGGCGCUGGGCACGGGCCGCCCUGGGCCAGGGGACACGGGGACGUCGCCCUUUGUAGGGGGGGUGCAGGGGCUGCUGAGCCCCGGGGGGACACCGGGGGGGACGCGGCGGGGGCUGCCAGAGCUGGCGGGAGGCUCCCGCCUGUGGCACAGGACAACUGUGUCCUGGCAGGGUCCCCUCUCUGCCCCUCAGCCUUCUCUGCCAUCCCUGGGGGCCGUGGGGACAGGGCCAGCCUUGCUGCCUGCCACAGGCAAGGGGUCGGGUCUGUCUGUCCCCACAGCCACGACUGGCAGACCAGAGGUGACAUCCCCUGGCCUGGGGAGUGCCCUGGACCCAGCCAUGGGGGCGUCAAGGCCACUCGACACAGAGGGUCCCCCUGAGCCCAGCGAUGUCCCCCUGGAGCAGACCUGGCGCCCGCCAGCUGUGCCGGGGCAGCCGCCCGCCUCGGUGGCCGUGGCACAGGGCAGGGUGCCAGACACAAGCUCCGCGUCGCCCCACGUCCCCCUGGCCCCACAACCGGCCCCAACGUCACCCACCCCGUGGCCCUCCCUGGCGAGCAGCUGGGGUGUCGAGGGGCUCAUCCCCACUGCGAGCGCCCCCCCGGCAGGGGUGACCCCGCAGCACCGGCUGCCUCAUGCUGGCCAGGGGGACACACCUGCAGAGAGCCCCCAAAUCCCAGGGGGGACCCCAGUGUGGGCGGGCAAGGCCGAGCCCGGGGCAGCAACUGCCCCGCUGAGCUGGCGGCUGCGCAGCCUGGCCCCCUCCUCGGCCGCUGGGCAUCCCUGGCAUCGUCCAUCCCCGCCUGCGGCUUCCCUGGGGCUGGACACUGCCGGUGGUGUCACCAACACCAUCGCUGCUGCCACCAUCACCGCUGCCACCGCUGCCACUACCACCAUCACCGCUGCCACUGCCACCAUUGCAGCUGCCACCACUGCCACCAUCACCACUGCCACCACCAGCCCAGCACCGCUUGGGGACGUGGGGACGGCCACGCCGGAGCCCAGUGCUGCAGUGUUGCAGGGGGCUGUGGCCGGGCUGACGUGGGGGCCCCCAACUCAUCUCCCCACCACGGUGCCAGGAUCCCCUCAGCAGCCCCCUGGGACCUUGGGCGGCCCUGGGUCCCCCCUGCCUGCUGGGGACACCGGUCUGGCUGAGCAGCCGAGCAGCCCCGCAGGGCAGGUGGAUGCCGGCACCCCCGGCGCGACGCCGGCUGCAGCGGGCAGAGCCCCCCGGGUGUUCAUCGCGGAGGAUCAGCCGCCCCUGCUCAGAGCAUCCAUCCUGCGCAUCCCCUGCGAGCUGGUGCUGGACACGGUGUUCACCCCUGCCCUGCAGGACCCCAAAUCCCGCACACGCCGGGCGCUGCUGCACAGCUUCAACCGCACGGUCGCGCCCCUCUUCAUGGCGGUGCCAGGGUUCCUGCGGCUGGAGGUGACGGAGAUCAGGGAGGGCAGCGUGGUGCUGGCGUACGACGCGCUGUUCGUGGCACAGCAGGUGCAGGCGCUGGGGUUGGGAGCGCUCCUCGACGCCGUGCAGGGCUCCGUGGGUGCCCAGCCGGUGCUGGCGGUGGGCGCGGCUGCCGUCCUGCGCCAUGCGGUGCUGGAGCGGCCGCUGGACCCCUGCGCUGUGCUCUUCGUGUGCCGGCCCGGCUUUGCCUGCGUGUCCGGGGCAGCCGGGAAUGCCACCUGCACCUCCCUCUGCCACCGCGACUACUGCAAGAACCAGGGCAUCUGCACCCACGCGCCGGAGCGUGCGCCGCUCUGCCAGUGUCCGGUCGGCAGUGAUUUCUGGUUCAUGGGGCUGCGCUGCGACUACCGGGUGACACAGCAGAGCCUGCUGGGCACGGCCGCUGGCAUCCUGCUCAGCAUCAUCCUCCUGGGCGCCAUCGCCACCGCCGUCGCCGUCCGACGCUUCAAGGCGCUGCUGCUAGAGGCCAGGGCGGACCAGACCCGCAGCAGCUACCGGCGGUUCUGCCGGCUGGACGACGUCUCGGCGCAGUACUGGUCGCGCUCCCGGCUGCCCUCGUCCAGCUCCCUGGACAACCCGGCCUUCAGCAACUCCGAGGAGCUGCUGCACUUGCAGAUCUUGGACAACGGCUGCUGCGGCUGCCGGGAGGAUUCGGGCAUCACUGAUGGCUCCAAGCAUCGCCCUGCUCUGCCCGCCCGCCGGCCCAGCUUCCAUUAUGAGUGGGACACAAGCUCCAGCAGCAUGAACGAUCCUAUGGUGGACUCAGGAAAAGCCAGCGACAUCUCGGUGUCGAGCUGGCCCAUGGAGCCCAUCCAGUGGGCGCCUUUUCCCUCCCUCCACCAGCUCUCCCGACAGCGGCCGCACCGGGCCAGACGGCCUCGCUCGUACUGCGAGGGGAUGGAACUGGGCAGCCUGGAGCGGAGCUGGACAGCCUGAGGGCCACAGAGCAGAGCACAGGCAAGCAUUGAGCAUUUAAAACCAACCACAUUUUAUUUCCAC